Cynara cardunculus var. scolymus (artichoke) is the source of this 2122-nucleotide messenger RNA. Its product is annotated as exocyst complex component EXO70B1-like. Gene Ontology annotation, biological process: exocytosis. Gene Ontology annotation, cellular component: exocyst. Gene Ontology annotation, molecular function: phosphatidylinositol-4,5-bisphosphate binding. The transcript has a single exon. The record is from RefSeq and is a predicted model, not a curated record. The coding region runs from base 62 to 1924 and encodes 620 amino acids. Lineage: Eukaryota; Viridiplantae; Streptophyta; Magnoliopsida; Asterales; Asteraceae.
CACCACAAUCACAUAAAAAUCCAAGAUUUUAUGCUUCACAGUUGAAACCCAGUUCUUAAUCAUGGCGGAAAAUGGCGAAGAGAAGCUCAUUGCGGUGGCCCGUCACAUAGCAAAAACACUGGGUCAUACCGAUAACGCCAUGACAGAUGAUAUACUGCAAAUUUUCUCCAACUUUGAUGGAAGAUUGAGGGAAAAGCUCAAUGAAAACAUUUCCGGCAACGACGGGGGAGCUGCACUAGAUCAGACUCUAAAAACCCUUGACCGGAGAAUCUCCAGAUUCAUCACCGUUGACCAGCCUAUAUGGUCUGAUUCUGCUGACGCUUCAUCGUUCCUUGACGCCGUCGACGAACUAGUUUCCGUGAUUCGUGAGUGGAAUGCCAUGGCCGACAACAAAGCUGUUACGUCUUGUCUUGAUAGAGCUGAGGAUUUGCUUCAGCAGUGUAUGUUUCGGCUUGAGGAGGAGUUUAAGCUGCUAAUCGAACGUGGUGGCGCUGAAUCUUCCGAUAACGUCGCCGGUGGUGGUGUUGGGGGUUAUUCAGAUUCCGAUGACGAAGAAGAUGACGGAUUCGAUGAUGUAGAUAUUCCGGUAGCGCAUCUGGUAUCGGAUUACAACAUCACGAUCGACGCGCUUCCGUCUGGUACAAUCAACGAUCUACACGAGAUCUCGAAGAGGAUGGUGGCCGCCGGCUACGGGAAAGAGUGCUCGCUUGCUUAUAGUACCUGCCGGAGGGAUUUCUUAGAAGAGAGCCUCUCUAGAUUAGGGUUUUUAGGGUUACAAAAUUCGAGUAAAGCUCUUGAAGACGAUGACAACGAUGUCGAAAUCGAGAAGUGGAUUAAAGUAAUUAACAUGGCGGUUCGAGUUUUUUACCCAAGCGAGCGACGUCUAUGCGAUCGCGUCUUCGGUUACUCCUCCGCCACCGCCGCCGCUGCCGAUCUCUCAUUCAUGGAUAUAUGUAUGGUUUCCACCAUGGAGCUGCUAAAUUUUGCUAACGGAAUCGCGAUGGGGAGCAGAGCGCCGGAGAGGUUGUUCAAAAUUCUCGAUGUAUACGAAGCCGUGAAAGAUCUAUCGCCGGAAUUCGAGGUAUUAUUUUCCGAUCAAUAUUGUUUGUUCUUAAGAAACGAAGCCAUAGGAGUCUGGAAGAGAUUAGCUGAAUCCAUUAGAGGCAUUUUCAUGGAACUAGAGAAUCUAAUCCGCCGUGAUCCAGCCAAAUCCGCCGUCCCCGGCGGUGGUCUUCACCCGAUCACCCGUUAUGUCAUGAAUUACCUCCGAGCGGCUUGUUCCCGACCAACACUAGAACAAGUUUUCGACGACAAUCUCGAUCCAUCUUUAUCAUCAUCAUCAUCUCCAUUAUCACUUCAAAUUUCUUGGAUCAUGGAGGUUUUAGAAACCAAUUUAGAAUCAAAAUCCAAGAUUUACAGAGAUCCAGCGUUAUCAUCUGUCUUCAUGAUGAACAAUGGCCGGUAUAUCGUCAAGAAAGCUAAAAACGACGAAUUAGGUUCUCUUCUCGGUGACGAUUGGAUCCGAAAACAAGCCGCAAAAGUUCGACAACAUCAUCUAAAUUACCAACGCACCUCAUGGCACAAGAUUCUCAACACUUUGAAGCUCGAUAACAGUAACUUAUCUUCGAAUCUUGCUUCAAGAUCUUUGAAAGAGAAGCUGAAACAGCUCAAUUCCCAAUUCGAAGAGAUCUUUAGAACUCAAUCGACAUGGGUCAUAGUCGAUGAACAAUUGAGAGAUGAAUUGAAGGGUUCGGUAGCUGGAAAUGUGGUUCCUGCUUAUAGAAAUUUUCUUGGGAGGUUUCAUAAUCUUCAAGAUAUUGGGAAAUAUGCAGAUAAACAUGUUAAGUUCGCGAUCGAAGACGUGGAGGCUCGGAUCGAUGGUCUGUUUCAGGGAACUGCGGUGGCGGGCGGUGGCCGGAAGUGAAACGGUGGCAAGUAAGUGAGGUGUUGAAUUGUGGUUGUAUAAUAUUGUGAUGUGUAUUUGUACAAUGUUUUAUUGUUAGUUUUAUGGAUUUUUUGUUCGAUAAAAUUGUGGCCAUUUGGUAACAAUUUAAUGGGCUGAUUGAUAAAGAUUUAGUUUUUGGUAACGGCUUAAUAGCUUGUAUGGCUUAUUCGGGAAGCU